Molecule: messenger RNA, 744 nt
Organism: Coffea arabica (coffee)
Lineage: Eukaryota; Viridiplantae; Streptophyta; Magnoliopsida; Gentianales; Rubiaceae
Source: RefSeq, a predicted model, not a curated record
AUGACCGAGCAACGAAGAAUACGGCAAUUUGUCCAGGGUCUGAACGUGGAGAUCCAGAAGGAUCUAGCCAUAGCCCAAAUUAACGCCUUCAGCGACACCGUUGAGAAGACGCAACGAGUAGAGAAUGCUAGGCUACAGGUGAGGAAUUUUCAAGCUAAAAAACGAGGAUUCCCUAGUAAUAGCUCGGGGCAGGGGGAUAAGAGUAGCCCUCCCAAACUUGGACAGGGAGCCGGAGGUGAAAGGCAGCCGAGUGUAAGUAGAGGGGCUCAGUCAAGAGGUCGCCCAAUUGGGCGAGGCCAAAGAGGAAACUUUCAGGGGGGCUCAGCUUCGGCAUCUCGUGGUCCCUAUGGGCAUUGUGGGAAGCCAAACCAUACAGAGGACAAUUGUUGGAGGAAGAAAGGAAAAUGCUUACGCUGUAGGAGUGUCGACCACCAACUUGCCUCCUGUCCGGUUCUAAAACGAGAUGGAACAGGGAGCCAACAACCAUCGAGGACCAAUUCUGGGCCAGUUAAGGGGGAAGGGACAAAAUCCAAAGUGUCAGCUCGAGUGUACUCAUUAGAGCCACAACAAGUCCCUGUAUACCACCGAUUUGUAAAGGUCUUAGUAGAUCUCGGUGCCACCCAUUCCUUUGUUAACCCCAAUUUCAUGUGUGGUGUUGAUAUAAAACCUGCUAGUUUACCUUAUGACCUAGAAGUCAGUACCCCCAUGGGGGACCAUCGUCCGAUUACUAGUAUGGUUUUAUAA